This is a messenger RNA of Diabrotica virgifera virgifera (western corn rootworm), 4298 nucleotides long. It is a transcript of the gene subdued, whose product is annotated as anoctamin-5. Gene Ontology annotation, molecular function: chloride channel activity; protein dimerization activity. The coding region runs from base 340 to 3543 and encodes 1067 amino acids. The record is from RefSeq and is a predicted model, not a curated record. The transcript is spliced from 17 exons. NCBI's taxonomy places the organism in Eukaryota, Metazoa, Arthropoda, Insecta, Coleoptera, Chrysomelidae. Gene Ontology annotation, cellular component: plasma membrane. Gene Ontology annotation, biological process: chloride transmembrane transport.
GGCCGUUAGUAGAAAUGGCCGAUUUUAACAGGUGGCCGUUAACACAGGUUUUAUAGUAUUAUAAAUGGCUUAAAAAAUCUACUGAUGGCUACUGAUUUUUUGAAAGCAAAACUACUGACGACAUCAAAACUGACCUGGCCUGGCAACCCUGUCUGUGGUCACUUUCAGAAUCAUCUAAUCCUAAUCAUCUCAUCAUCUGAGAUUUGAGAUUUAUUUUGGCGUACAGCUGUAGGAGAAAAUGAAAAUUCAAAAUUAUAAUAUGAAUAACUGAAACUUUCAAUAUUAUCUGUGAUUAGGACAAUUCAAAUCGAAUUUUAACUUAUUUUUAAUUUAAGUGGUAUGUCUUCUGGUAAAAAAAAUGUUAGUGUUUUACUGCAAAGUCCCACACAAAGUACACCAUUGCUUCCAGAAUCUUCCUCUUCUACAGUUUAUUUUAGCAAUAAAGAAAAAACGGAAGAAACACCCCUGUUUAUAACCGGCGAAAAUGGCAUUAAUGGUUCAUCAAAAGUUCUUGAUGGAUUUUCUCAAAACAGUGUUAAAUCUCAAAAUUCUAAACCUUUUAUAUAUGAAACCAAAAUUUAUCAAUGUGAUACGGAUUCAGAAUCUCAAAGUGAUUUUGAUGCUAUGUCUAUAGUUAGCAGAUACAAUAGUGGUGAAAACUUGGAAGAUGAAAUGAAUACUGAAAGGGAUUUUAUGGAAAAACCUGCUACCAUUCAGGACAUAUUAGGGGAAACCCCAAUUAGCAAUAAUAUUUCCCAAAAUAACCAAAAAGAAAAACACGAAUGCCCGUGUUGUAAAAAUUCUAGUCGACUUUGUAAUGCUGUGAAAUGUGCUACACCAAAGAUAUUUUUUGAUGAUGGAGUUAAAUCCGUAGAUUUCGUUUUAGUAUGGGAUUCCUCGGACCAUCACGCUACACUGGAAGAGUCUUAUGAUAAGAGACAGACGUUCGAGAGAAAUUUACGAAAAGAGGGAUUAGAACUCGAGCAUGCGCAUCCAGAACAAAAUGGUUUAAACUUUAUAAAGGUCCAUGUACAAAAAGAAGUACUACGCCGGUAUAGUGAAAUUUUAAAACUAAGAAUGCCCAUGAAGGAAGUUUUCUGUAAAACUCCGGAAGAAACAGAAAGAGUUAAUCUAUUUUCUAGUAUUGGUCAAAAGAUUCCCGCACUUCGACAAAUUUCAAGACAAACCAAUUUUCUUAUAGACGGAAUCACCGACCAGUGGGAUAAGCUAAGAACCUGGGUAUUUGUAGAUGAAAAUACAUUUCCUAAUAAAGCACAUCGAUUCACUGCCAUUUACAGUAGAGAUAAAGAAUACUUAUUCGAUGUGAAUUCACCCUAUUUCUUCACUCCAGCGAUACGUUCGAGAAUUGUUCAGUUUAUAUUAGAUAGAAAGAGGUACAGUGAUAAUAACAAUGAUUUUGACUUUGGUCUGGAAAGACUGUUAAACGAGAAAGUUUAUUCAGCAGGGUAUCCGUUACAUGAUGGUGACUUGAAACAUUCUGAUUCGGCAAGAAGUUUAUUAUACAUAGAAUGGGCGGCUUUAAAAAGGUGGUACAGAUACCAACCAUUGGAUUACGUAAAAGAGUAUUUUGGUGUAAAAAUAGGGUUUUACUUUGCCUGGUUGGGAUUUUAUACACACAUGUUAAUUCCCGCUGCCAUUGUUGGUUUACUCUGUUUUGUAUACUCCUGCGCAACAUUGUACAAUAACAUACCAACUGAAGAUAUUUGUCAUGAAAAAAUCAAAGAAAAAAUGUGUCCUCAAUGUGAUGUAUGGUGUGAUUAUUGGAAUAUAUCCGAAUCUUGUGUCCAUUCAAGAAUUACAUAUCUAUUUGACAAUCCGACAACUGUAUUUUUUGCCGUAUUUAUGUCAAUUUGGGCGACUUUAUUUUUGGAAAUGUGGAAAAGAUAUUCGGCAGAAAUAACACAUAGGUGGGACGUCUCAGGUUUUGAUAUACAGGAAGAACAUCCACGACCUCAGUAUUUAGCGCGCUUAGCUCAUGUCAAAAAAAAGGAAGUUAAUGUCGUUACAAAUACAAUGGAACCGCGUGUACCGUUUUGGAAAUUAAGGGUCCCCAUGACAAUACUGAGCUUCUCUGUCGUUCUACUUUUAAUAACAUUGGCGUUAGCAACUGUUGUGGCUGUGGUUAUGUACCGAAUGUCCGUUCUAGUAUCGUUAAAAGCAUUUAAUCCAUCGUCAGCGGUAGUUGUGGACAACAGUUCAGCUAUGUUAUUUACAACAUGCACGGCAGCAUGUAUCAACUUAGUUUUUAUUUUUAUUUUUAAUUAUAUAUAUUCUUAUAUUGCGGAGUACUUAACAGAGUAUGAAUUACUCAGAACACAGACUGAAUUUGAUGAUUCCCUAACGCUUAAAAUAUAUUUACUCCAAUUUGUUAAUUAUUACGCUUCCAUUUUUUACAUCGCCUUUUUUAAAGGUAAAUUUGUUGGGUAUCCGAAGGAAUACAAUACUAUUUACGGUUACAGACAGGAAGAGUGUGGUACUGGAGGGUGCCUGACUGAACUCUGUAUUCAACUCGCAAUCAUCAUGGUUGGUAAACAAGCCAUGAAUACCAUUUUAGAAAUGCUCUUCCCCUUAUUUUAUAAAUGGUUAAAUACUCUGAAGGUAAAAACUGGUUUAACAAAGGAACAAUUAUCUUGCAAACACUGUAGACCGCAAUGGGUGAAAGAUUAUAAACUAGUUACGUGGGGGCCAAGAGGUCUAUUUCCUGAAUACUUAGAAAUGGUGCUUCAGUAUGGAUUUGUAACAAUAUUUGUGGCAGCUUUUCCGUUAGCACCCUUUUUUGCUCUAUUGAACAAUGUUCUAGAAAUGAGACUAGAUGCUAAAAAACUACUGACUUUCUAUAGAAGGCCUGUAUCACAAAGAGUACGUGACAUUGGAGUCUGGUAUAGGAUAUUGGAUUCAAUAGGAAAGUUAUCGGUAAUAACGAACGGAUUCAUUAUUGCGUUUACAUCCGAUUUUAUUCCUAGAUUGGUAUAUUUAAGUACUCAUGAUGGUUUGGAAAACUAUCUGAAUAGUACACUUGCAUAUUUUAAUACAAGCGAUUUCAAAGAAAACUCAAGGCCUAAAAACUGGGAGUCAGAAUCAGUUUGUCGAUAUUUAGAUUACAGGGAGGCUCCAGGAACACCAAACGAGUACAAUCGAACAACUUUAUUUUACCAAAUAUUAGCAGCUAGAUUAUUUUUUGUCCUUAUUUUUGAAAAUUUGGUUGUGCUCGUUCUUAUCGUUGUUAAAUGGUUAAUACCAGAUAUACCAGCUGAUCUCAAGGAUAGAAUAAGACGAGAAGCGUACAUCACAAAUGAGAUAAUAAUCAAACAGGAAACCAGAAGAGCCCAAUGUGGCAUUGUUUGUGAAACACCAACUGAACUAGAAAAAAUAAAGAAUCUCAAUGAGGCGCCAUCUUCGCCCGAACAGUGGGAUAGAGUUCUAAGUAGAUCGAUGACAGCUACACUAUUCGACUCUCCCACUAAGAGUAGCGGCCCUUCCAAUCCAUCUCAGGAAUCUCAACCAUCUCCAAUAUCUGUAUAAGCUUUGUUUGCUCAAAUACUAUUUAUUUUAGACGGCUAUUGUUUAAAUAGUGAACAAUUAAUAUUGGUGAUGUACAUUAAUUCUGGGUUUAUUGGGGUUCAUUCUCGAAUAUUUUAAAAAAAUAUGGUUUCAAUUUUGUUUGUGCAAUAAAAGUGAGAUUUUACGUCGAAAUAAUUUUAGAGAAUCACGAUUUUAUAAAUGAUAUUCGCUAUGUUUGUUUAUAAUCUUGUGCGAUUUGUUUUAUUUUUGUUAAAUGUUUUUACUCGUUAAGUCCAAUUUAUCUUACGACGGGGACGUGGACGACACGGCUGUCUUACGGCGCACGUUGAAGAAUCGUCUAAUAUGAAAAGCAUAGCCUAGUUUACCUUACAACAAAACGGAGUGACACCGGGGAUGCGUUUUAAGGCUGAUUUAUCUUAGAACAAUAGACAGCGCACGUUCCAGUUGUCGCCCCGUUCCGUUGUAUAAACUAGCCAAUGCUUUUUAUAUCACACGAUUCUUCAACGUGCCCCGUUAAACAGCCGUGCCGUCUACGUACCGUCGUAAGAUAAAUAAGUUUAUUGUUCUACGGCACGUGCGCCGUCGUAAGAUAAAUUGAGUUAGUUGUAUUUAGGGCUCACUUUUUUUAUUAUGUCCUAUUUAGGACUGUUCAAAUUAUAUGUUGGUGCUGAGAUGAUUACUUCUAUGUGUGCCCUUAGCUUUCCUAAUACUACAUUUUAUUAUCAUGCCAUAGUUUUAAAUACUUCUAUGCAAUA